Messenger RNA from Aureobasidium namibiae CBS 147.97, 1809 nucleotides. RefSeq lists its product as uncharacterized. Bases 1 to 1809 code for a protein of 602 amino acids. The record is from RefSeq and is a predicted model, not a curated record. NCBI's taxonomy places the organism in Eukaryota, Fungi, Ascomycota, Dothideomycetes, Dothideales, Saccotheciaceae. The transcript has a single exon.
AUGGAGUCGGCCGAUGUAGCAACCCCUCCCCAGCCCGGGCUGGUCUCUGCCCUGCCAACAAUGCUCAUGAGCUAUUUUACAACACCAACCACCCCCGUCAAGACUCUCUCGUUGGGCGACAGCCGGGAUGCGAAUAUCAAAAGCCAUCAAAACAAUCUCACUACCGAAUCACUACCAAUGCAGCACGAUACCCCGCUGAGCCAGAGGAACAACCCAAACAGAAGCUCGCUGCCACUCAUGUUGACUGACGAUGGAUAUGCCUCUCGCGAAGGUUCACUGAUGAGUUCCAAUGGCGGGAGGAAGAAGCGAUCGUCUCGCCCCAAGACUUCAUACAGCAUUGCCCAUGCUCCGCCCAAAGGCAGUGCGCGACACAAGAUCCACGUUCGCGCCAAACCAUUGUUGCAAUUGCACCAACUAUCCCAGUCUGCGAGGCCAAUGCCUGCUUACGAACUCCUUCCCUCGGCCAUCUUCUCGCCUUCGCUGUCGCGCGCCAUCUCCAAGACCCUCCGUACCAAACACGGCCACUGUCCGGCCGACCUAGCCAUUGUCAAGGCUGAGAAGUACCACCAACACGAAGCAUCACCCAAAGAAGAAGACGAGUCAAGAGACGUUCUGGCCCUUGUCUGCAAAGGCCGAAAGGGAGACGGCAACAACACAUCCAAGGCGAAGCUCUUCCUUGAAGAUGGGAGCGAGUGGGAAGCCUACACUCUGCCCAACGGUGGCUAUGAGUUCUUCAGCACCGAUGCACAUGGCCUGGGCAUGACUGCACGCUGGGUUCUUCGUCGCCCCAAGGCCAGAAGAAGUCAAUCCGCCUCGGACAUGACGACGUCUUUUGGCACCGACGCCGCCAACCAGAACAAGAAGUUCAACUUCAGCACAAUCUCGCCAAACUCUCGUCGUCAUCCCGUAAUUGCUUCGCUUACAACCGCCUCUCUUGAUAUCAAUGAUUCUUACACUAUCCCUUCAGCUCUGGCACCCUCGCCAGAGAUUAGCGAUCAUGAGCAAGAAGAAGCUAGCCAAGAUCCUGUCGGUUCCACUGAUCCUAUUGUUACAACUCAGUCUCUCAAGGCAUUGAUCACUGCCACUGCUAUCUGGGUGACUCUUCGUGAAGGCUGGUGCCCCGGCUAUCGUUACGACGAUCUGAUGCUACGUUCGCCUUCCCUCAAGCUCAACGCUUCUCCCAUAAAGUCACCUACAGAGCUGUCUUCUGCUGCUACUCCCAAAGACGACUCUCCUAGAAGAAGCGGCAGUAUCGCUCGCAUGUUCCGCUCUGCCGGUGUCAAGCGACGCUCCACAUCUUCACAAGUCGAUGGCUCUACUUCGACUGAUGAAGCUCCUAUCCCUAUCUCAAGGAGCGCCAGUGCUAGAAGAGCUCGCGCCGAUAGCACCAGCACCGUCUUGAUCCAUUCUAAGCGUCCUCGAGGACGUCGCGCUGAUACUACCAGCACUACUGCAUCUGGUCUCGCACACAUGGAUCUCGCGUCCAACGACAUGACCGAAGAGGAGGAAAGUGUUGAGGCUACCGCCGCCAUGCUUGGCAAAUCCUCGAAGCAUUCUUCUGCGCCUACUCCCUUGAUUCCCGCUCUCGAUCUCCAAGAGAGCGACGAAGAAAACUACGCAGUCCGCAACGAUUCUGCCAAAUCACAGGAAGCCGAGAGAAAGCUCGCAGCCAUGGCCGCCCAGCGUCAGAAGCGCGAGAGCUCGACCACCUCAGCCAAUAGCAUCGACGCCGGUAAAAUCGAAGCAAACAUGCCCAAAGCCAAGAAACCCAGCAGAUUCAGAAAGCUAUUCUGCGGCAUGGCUGGGUGA